AUUACUCUCGCGAGAGUUUUACUCUCUAUGUGAGACUACGAGGAGGAUAUCCGGCCUCUUUUCGGUGGCGGACGUCAGCCAAUUCAGUCCCCAAAAUGAAGCUGAAUAUUUCGUUCCCGGCCACAGGCUGUCAGAAGCUCAUCGAGGUUGAUGAUGAGCGCAAGCUUCGCACCUUCUAUGAGAAGCGUAUGGCCACCGAGGUGGCUGCUGACCCCUUGGGCGAUGAGUGGAAGGGCUAUGUUGUGCGCAUCAGCGGUGGUAACGACAAGCAGGGAUUUCCCAUGAAGCAGGGUGUGCUGACCACAGGCCGUGUGCGUCUGCUGCUCAGCAAGGGACACUCCUGCUACCGCCCACGGCGUACUGGCGAGCGCAAACGCAAGUCUGUGCGCGGCUGCAUCGUUGAUGCCAACCUCAGUGUGCUGAAUCUGGUCAUCGUCAGGAAAGGUGAGAAUGAGAUCCCUGGACUGACCGACAGCACUGUGCCCCGUCGUCUUGGACCCAAAAGGGCCAGCAAGAUCCGCAAGCUCUUCAACCUGUCCAAGGAGGAUGAUGUCAGGCAGUAUGUGGUCAGAAGACCCCUGACUAAGGAGGGUAAGAAGCCCAGGACCAAGGCUCCCAAGAUCCAGCGCCUGGUGACCCCCCGUGUGUUGCAGCACAAGCGCCGCCGCAUUGCCCUCAAGAGACAGCGCACCCUGAAAAACAAGGAGGAGGCUGCCGAGUAUGCCAAGCUGUUGGCUAAGAGGAUGAAGGAGGCCAAAGAGAAGCGUCAGGAACAGAUUGCCAAGAGACGCCGCCUCUCUUCCCUGCGUGCCUCCACAUCCAAGUCAGAGACCAGCCAGAAGUGAAGCACCCACAUGUAAAUCUGAAAAUAAAACGUUUUGGUGAAAAAAA
Alosa alosa (allis shad) is the source of this 891-nucleotide messenger RNA. RefSeq names its product ribosomal protein S6 (gene rps6). Gene Ontology annotation, cellular component: ribosome. The record is from RefSeq and is a predicted model, not a curated record. NCBI's taxonomy places the organism in Eukaryota, Metazoa, Chordata, Actinopteri, Clupeiformes, Clupeidae. Gene Ontology annotation, molecular function: structural constituent of ribosome. The coding region runs from base 96 to 845 and encodes 249 amino acids. The transcript has 6 exons. Gene Ontology annotation, biological process: translation.